Fraxinus pennsylvanica is the source of this 438-nucleotide messenger RNA. Lineage: Eukaryota; Viridiplantae; Streptophyta; Magnoliopsida; Lamiales; Oleaceae. The record is from the annotation of a GenBank genome assembly.
AUGGAAGAGGAGGUUGGUAGAUCUGACCACCGGCAAGGAAGAGGAUGUCGGAAGGCAAUCAAAGCAUUGAAUACGAAAAUGAAGAGAGAUCAAGAGCUGUCGAGGCCACUAAGCUCUCGACUUCAAAGGAUCCGGCCUCUGCCCUUGGCUCAGAUUAUCAAUCGCCCGCCGCCUCUGGCCCAGGUCCCGGCUUUCGGUCUUGACCCGCCCCAAAAUGAUGGGUUAGUCGGAGGUCAACAGGCCGUGCAACCAUUCUCACCGCUUCCUUCGCUUCCGGUUGUGCACACAUCAGCUAACCAUUCCGACUCGGUCUCUUCUUACAAAGGCAUACCGAAUACAACCAGCAAGUACCUAGAGGACAAGAGAGUGAAUUGGCAUUCAACUCCAUUCGAGGUGAGAUUGGAGAAAGCUCUUGACCGAGGUGCUGUAGAAGCCUAA